This is a messenger RNA of Diorhabda sublineata, 14378 nucleotides long. It is a transcript of the gene para, whose product is annotated as sodium channel protein para. Gene Ontology annotation, molecular function: calcium ion binding; voltage-gated sodium channel activity. The coding region runs from base 564 to 6722 and encodes 2052 amino acids. Gene Ontology annotation, biological process: membrane depolarization during action potential; sodium ion transmembrane transport; neuronal action potential. Lineage: Eukaryota; Metazoa; Arthropoda; Insecta; Coleoptera; Chrysomelidae. Gene Ontology annotation, cellular component: voltage-gated sodium channel complex; plasma membrane. The transcript is spliced from 30 exons. The record is from RefSeq and is a predicted model, not a curated record.
CGAACAGAAAUCAAGAUAUUUUCCUGGAGGGAUGUGGAUUCAAAACCAAUAAUGUUUUUUUAAUACAAGAGUUAGUAGGCGUCCUGUUUAGUAUUAGUGUUUCUUUGUUGGAUACUCAAAUAAUUUACUUAUACAUGUAAAAAGUUUAUUAAACUCACAAGAAAACAGAUUUUCGAAUAAUAAUUUGAAAAAGUGAUAUUAUAAAUUAAUUUGCUGUGGUGUGAUAAAAUAUCGGCUUUUCUAUUGUAAGUAAUAUUCUGAAAAAGUGUGCAAUAAUUGCGAGAGCUGUAGCGCGACAUGUGCUGUACUCCUGUUGAGAUCGGUCGCCAUUACAGUGAAUGUUCUCUGUGAUUUUUGACAAAAAUUGCAUGAAGACUGUGGGUCCUCAUGAUACACCAGGGAUAUAUGUUGGUUUUGAAUGAUUUCAAUGUUAGUUAUGUUUAUGGAUCUUCAAAUAGCCCUCUUUGAUACCUUAACACAUGGUUGUCGUUGCCCCCCCUGGGAAACAUUUGUAUGGGCGCCCAUGGUACAAGGGUAUCGUGGGGGCCUAGGCGUGAGGAGACAUGUCCGUCGCCUCUGACUCAUUCUCUGAGGAGGAGCGCAGCUUAUUCCGUCCAUUCACACGCGAGUCACUUGCGAUUAUUGAGGCUAGAAUUGCAGAAGAAUAUGCCAAACAGAAAGAACUCGAAAAGAAAAGAGCUGAGGGAGAGCCGGGUUUUGGACGCAGGAAAAAGAAAAAAGAAAUUCGGUAUGAAGACGAGGACGAAGAUGAAGGGCCUCAGCCCGACCCGACUCUGGAGCAGGGUCUUCCCAUUCCGGUACGUCUUCAGGGCAGUUUCCCUCCCGAACUGGCCAGCACACCACUUGAAGACAUCGACUCAUUCUACCAAAACCAAAUGACUUUCGUAGUUAUAAGUAAAGGCAAGGACAUUUUUCGGUUUAGUGCAACAAAUGCUCUUUGGAUACUCGAUCCUUUCAAUCCAAUUCGGAGGGUGGCCAUCUAUAUCCUCGUUCAUCCGUUAUUUUCAUUAUUUAUCAUUACAACAAUUCUUGUCAACUGUAUCCUUAUGAUAAUGCCUACAACUCCCACCGUAGAAUCAACCGAAGUAAUAUUUACGGGCAUCUACACGUUUGAAUCAGCAGUGAAGGUGAUGGCGAGAGGUUUUAUACUUCAACCAUUCACCUACCUUAGAGAUGCAUGGAACUGGCUCGACUUCGUAGUCAUAGCUUUAGCUUAUGUUACAAUGGGUAUAGAUCUUGGAAAUCUCGCUGCCUUAAGAACAUUCAGGGUACUGCGAGCCCUCAAAACUGUCGCUAUUGUACCAGGUUUGAAAACCAUCGUUGGAGCUGUAAUUGAAUCAGUAAAAAAUCUACGAGAUGUGAUAAUUUUAACAAUGUUUUCUCUUUCCGUAUUUGCACUAAUGGGUUUACAAAUUUAUAUGGGAGUUCUUACACAAAAAUGCAUUAAAAACUUUCCAAAUGACGGUUCCUGGGGAAAUCUUACAGAUGAAAACUGGGAAAAGUUUAUGGAUAAUAAGACAAAUUGGUAUGUAGAUGACAAUGGAGACUAUCCACUCUGUGGUAAUUCCUCAGGAGCUGGUACAUGCAAGCCAGGUUAUACGUGCCUACAGGGUUACGGAGAAAAUCCAAAUUAUGGUUACACUAGUUUUGAUACUUUCGGCUGGGCCUUUCUUUCCGCCUUUAGAUUAAUGACACAAGACUACUGGGAAAACCUUUACCAAUUGGUAUUGCGGUCCGCAGGUCCAUGGCACAUGCUGUUUUUUAUUGUGAUUAUAUUUUUGGGAUCUUUUUAUUUAGUUAAUUUAAUAUUAGCUAUUGUUGCGAUGUCUUAUGACGAAUUACAAAAGAAAGCCGAAGAAGAGGAAGCAGCUGAAGAAGAAGCCAUCAGGGAAGCUGAAAAAGCCGCACAGGCAAAACAGGACAGAGCGGAUGCGCGAGCAGCGGCGGCUGAGGAAGCCCGAGAAGCUGCAGCCGCAAAUUUAGCUGCUGAAAACUGUCCAGAUAUUGUAAAGUCCCCAUCCGAUUUUUCCUGCCACAGUUAUGAGCUAUUUGUGGGACAAGCAAAAGGUCACGAUGACAACAAUAAGGAGAAGAUGAGCAUUCGAUCUGAAGGAUUAGAUUCAGUGAGUGAGCAGAGAAGAAUACCUACUAAUCCCACCAAGAUGCGGAAAGUUAGCGCUGCCAGUCUCAGCUUACCUGGAUCGCCUUUCAAUCCUCGUCGAGGCUCUAGAGGAAGCCACCAGUUCACUAUGCGCAGUAAUCGCCGUAUGAUACCACCUCCUGGUGAUCGUAAGCCUUUGGUCUUAUCCACAUAUUUAGAUGCUCAAGAACAUUUACCUUAUGCCGAUGAUUCUAAUGCUGUUACACCGAUGAGUGAAGAGAAUGGAGCUAUGGUUGUUCCUAUUUAUUAUGCUAAUUUGGGUUCGCGUCAUUCAUCAUACACAUCGCACGCUUCACGAAUAUCUUACACCUCUCACGGAGAUCUCUUGUGUGGUUUGGGUGGUGCUGGGAAAGUAAUAACAAAAGAAAGCCAACUCAGGAAUAGAUCACUCAGGACUGGACCUCCCCUUGCGACAACAGCCACAACAACGCCCACCAAUUACACCGAUUAUAAUCAUAGAGCACAUCGAGGAGAUUACGAUGGACCAACAAGCCAAAUGGAGGGGAAGAUAAAGCAUUUAGACAAUCCAUUUAUUGAUAGUAAUCAAAGACAAACUGUAGUAGAUAUGAAAGAUGUUAUGGUUUUAAACGACAUCAUAGAGCAAGCUGCUGGUAGACAAAGCGGUGCGAGUGAUCAUGGAGUUUCUGUUUAUUAUUUCUCAGCCCAAAAUGUUGAUGAAGAAGAUGAGCCCACUGUCAAAGAACGUUUACUAGCAUUUGUUAUGCGAGUCAUUGAUAUUUUUUGCGUUUGGGAUUGUUGUGGUCCUUGGCUGGUUUUUCAGAAGUUUAUAGCUCUCAUCGUCUUUGAUCCCUUCAUCGAAUUGUUCAUCACCCUCUGCAUCGUGGUCAAUACUUUAUUCAUGGCUCUAGAUCAUCACGAUAUGGACCGAGAUUUAGAAAAAGCCCUCAAAAGUGGCAACUAUUUUUUCACUGCGACGUUCAUGAUCGAGGCAACAAUGAAAUUGAUCGCGAUGAGUCCAAAAUAUUAUUUCCAAGAAGGGUGGAAUAUUUUCGAUUUUAUCAUCGUAGCCUUAUCGUUAUUGGAACUUGGUCUUGAAGGUGUUCAGGGCUUAUCCGUGUUACGAUCAUUUCGAUUGCUAAGAGUGUUCAAACUGGCUAAAUCCUGGCCAACUUUAAAUUUACUGAUUUCAAUAAUGGGUAGAACUAUGGGUGCUUUAGGUAACCUAACCUUUGUGCUGUGCAUUAUAAUAUUUAUAUUCGCUGUUAUGGGUAUGCAAUUAUUUGGAAAAAAUUACACAGAUAAUGUAGAUAGAUUUCCAGACCAUGAACUUCCUAGGUGGAAUUUCACAGAUUUUAUGCAUUCCUUUAUGAUUGUAUUUCGUGUGUUGUGUGGAGAAUGGAUAGAAUCAAUGUGGGAUUGCAUGCUAGUCGGUGAUGUUUCAUGCAUUCCAUUUUUCCUAGCUACUGUUGUUAUUGGAAAUCUUGUGGUACUCAAUCUUUUCUUAGCUUUGCUUUUGAGCAACUUCGGUUCAUCGAGUUUAUCAGCUCCAACGGCUGACAAUGAUACUAAUAAAAUAGCCGAAGCAUUCGAUAGAAUUGGUCGUUUUAUCCGAUGGAUAAAAGCUGGUGUGGCAGAUAUUGCUAAGUUGAUUAGAUUUAAAUUAACUAACCAAAUAUCCGAUCAGCCGUCAGGUGAGGGACCCUCCAACAGUUGGAACCAAGAUCCACGAGACGGAGGAUUAGAUUUAACAGGUGAUGAAAUAUUAGCAGAUGGUACAAUAUUUAAAGAUAAGAAAAGCCCCAAAGAUAGGUUAGAAGUAACUAUAGGCGAUGGCAUGGAAUUUACUAUACACGGUGAUUCAAAAACUAAUAUAAAACGUGUAAAAAACGCAAUUAGUAAAAACAAAACAUUGGGAAAUUCUAUUUUGGAUCACGGUGAUUUUCUAGGCCAUUUAGACGACGAUGAAAUUAGCAACAAAUCGUAUGGUAGUCAUAAACAUAGGUUCAUAGAUGAAAGUCACAAGGGUAGUGCCGAUGUUUUAGAUGAUCAGGAAGAAAAACGUGAUGCUAGCAAAGAAGAACUAGGUAUAGAUGAAGAAUUAGAAGAUGAAUGUGACUGCCAAGGACCGUUGGACGACGAUCUCAUCUUGGAUGCUGCAACGGAAGAUAUUAUAAUAGAUGAAUACUCUGCCGAUUGUUUCCCAGAAAAAUGUUAUAAAAAGUUUCCAUUUUUGGCCGGUGACGAAGAUUCUCCAUUCUGGCAGGGUUGGGGAAACCUUCGUUAUAAGACGUUCCAGCUCAUAGAAAAUAAAUACUUCGAAACAGCAGUUAUCACCAUGAUCUUGCUCAGUAGUUUAGCUUUAGCAUUGGAAGAUGUUCAUUUGUCUCAACGACCUAUUUUACAAGAUAUUCUGUAUUACAUGGAUAGAAUAUUCACCGUCAUAUUCUUCUUUGAGAUGUUGAUAAAGUGGUUGGCUAUGGGUUUUCAAAAAUAUUUUACGAAUGCAUGGUGCUGGUUGGACUUUCUUAUUGUUAUGGUGUCUCUUAUAAAUUUCGUGGCUUCUCUCGCCGGAGCAGGAGGCAUUCAGGCUUUUAAGACUAUGAGAACAUUAAGAGCUCUUAGACCUUUGCGAGCUAUGUCUCGUAUGCAGGGAAUGAGGGUAGUAGUAAAUGCAUUGGUUCAAGCUAUACCAUCCAUCUUCAAUGUACUGCUAGUGUGCUUAAUAUUUUGGUUGAUAUUUGCUAUCAUGGGUGUGCAGUUAUUCGCGGGUAAAUACUAUAAGUGUGUUGAUAGUAAUAAAUCAACGUUAAGUUACGAAAUAAUACCGGACGUGAAUGCAUGUAAAGCAGAAAACUACACGUGGGAUAAUUCGCCAAUGAAUUUCGAUCACGUUGGUAAAGCAUAUCUAUGUUUGUUUCAAGUAGCUACGUUUAAAGGUUGGAUCCAAAUCAUGAACGACGCUAUCGAUUCCAGAGAGAUGCAUAAACAGCCUAUUAGAGAAACCAACAUAUACAUGUAUCUCUACUUUGUAUUCUUCAUUAUCUUUGGAUCUUUCUUCACUCUAAACCUGUUCAUUGGAGUCAUUAUCGAUAACUUUAACGAGCAGAAGAAGAAGAUAAGAGGAUCACUGGAGAUGUUUAUGACUGAAGAUCAGAAGAAAUAUUACAAUGCUAUGAAGAAAAUGGGAUCCAAGAAACCUAUGAAAGCUAUUCCAAGACCAAGGUGGAGACCUCAAGCCAUAGUCUUCGAGAUAGUCACCAAUAAGAAGUUUGACAUGAUCAUCAUGUUAUUUAUAGGUUUAAAUAUGUUGACGAUGACAAUGGACCAUUACAAACAGAAAGAGACGUUUACCAAAGUUUUGGACUCCCUAAAUAUGAUUUUCAUAGUUAUAUUUAGUACCGAGUGCCUCAUGAAAAUGUUUGCUUUGCGUUAUCAUUAUUUUACGGAACCUUGGAAUCUUUUCGAUUUAGUGGUUGUUAUAUUAUCAAUUUUGGGAUUGGUGCUAAGUGAUAUUAUUGAAAAAUACUUUGUGUCGCCGACUUUAUUGAGAGUUGUUCGAGUUGCGAAAGUCGGUAGAGUUCUUCGAUUGGUUAAGGGAGCAAAAGGAAUCCGCACACUGCUUUUCGCACUUGCCAUGUCACUGCCUGCCCUUUUCAACAUUUGCUUACUACUCUUUUUGGUCAUGUUUAUAUUCGCGAUCUUCGGAAUGUCAUUCUUCAUGCACGUCAAGGACAAAAGCGGACUCGAUGACGUCUAUAACUUCAAAACCUUUGGACAGUCAAUGAUUCUUCUAUUUCAGAUGUCCACUUCUGCCGGUUGGGAUGGCGUCUUAGAUGGAAUUAUAAAUGAGGAAGACUGUAAGCAACCAGACAACGAAAUAGGAGAAACGGGUAAUUGUGGUAAUUCCACGAUAGGUAUAGCUUUCCUACUUAGCUAUCUCGUUAUAUCAUUCCUCAUAGUCAUAAACAUGUACAUUGCCGUCAUUUUGGAGAAUUAUUCGCAAGCGACUGAAGAUGUGCAGGAGGGUCUAACAGACGAUGACUAUGAUAUGUACUACGAGAUUUGGCAACAAUUUGAUCCAGAUGGAACGCAGUACAUAAGAUACGAUCAACUUUCCGACUUUUUAGAUGUAUUGGAGCCUCCACUACAAAUACAUAAACCGAAUAAAUACAAAAUAGUUUCAAUGGACAUUCCAAUCUGCAAGGGUGAUCUCAUGUUUUGUGUAGAUAUCUUAGAUGCUCUUACCAAAGACUUUUUCGCUCGAAAAGGUAACGCUAUUGAAGAAACUGCUGAAUUGGCCGAAGUGCAAGGUAGACCGAAUGAGGUAGGGUAUGAACCGGUUAGUUCAACCCUUUGGCGGCAAAGGGAGGAAUAUUGUGCUAGAUUAAUUCAAAACGCGUGGAGAAAACACAAGAGAAACCGCGGAGGUGCAACUGAUCAGUCCGGCGAUGAAGGUGAUAUAGACGGUGAAGGGGAGCUUGAGGCUCGACAAACAGCGGUUCUGGUAGAAAGAAAUGGGCACAAAGUAGUGAUACACAGUCGAACACCCAGCAUCAGCUCUCGAACUGCGGACGUAUGAGACUGGCCUCGCCCCUCCCCACCCCUGUCAUAGUCGUCGGCGGGUAAACACGCUGCUUUGGACUAUGUUCAGAUUCAAAAGGCCUCACAACAAACACGUUAUACUUUAUCUCGGAUCCUAACUUUGACAGUCAAUAACAUCAAUAAGUAUAAAGAACAUACAUCACUUUAUCUCUCUCAUGUGCUUCAAUUUUCAGCGCUAAAAAAUAUAUGUUUCCUAACAAUUUGUUGAUAUGUUUUUUUCUUUAUUUUGUGUAAAUAAAUAUAUGAACAAGUUAACUGUAAUUGCAGAAGACUGUAAGAUCAUUUCAAACUUACCAUUCAAUAUCUUCUAAAAAUACAGUAUUUUGCUUUGGCGGUGUUCAAUUUAGGUUUUAGGCGAUAUUGAGCUUACAUAUAUUUUUUUGCGUUGUAAACGGCACUUUGUGAUUGUCCUGAAAAACUGAUGUAAUGAUUCACUACAUGUAUGUUACUUUAAUUAAACCGAGAUGAAACUUUACGUGAUAGUUUGUGCAGUGUAGUUUGAUGGAGAGAGUAUCGUUUUUUGGAUAUUCAAAUAUAUGUAUAUAUCAACUGCUGUACUGUUCAUAUUUCUAUCAUUUAUGGAAGACUAAUUGAUUUUAUGCUGAACAAGCCAAACUUAUUAGAAAUUGAAUUAGUUCGUCUGAAUUAUGGAGAAAAAAAAAUAAUAUUAUCUCAGUCGGAUAUUUCAUAUUUUUUUUCUAAGGUUUGAGCUUUAAAAAAAUUAGGUCCUCCAUAAUAUUCUGGUUUGUCUCUACAUGAGGCUGUUUUCACAGUUUUACUGCAGUAAUGAAGCUUGUAUAUCAUCUGAUAUCUUUGUGAUUAUAGAAUAUGAUAUGUUGUAACAGAGAAUAAAUAGGUUCUUAUUCCGCUUUAUACAAUGAGUGAUGCCGUAAGUCGUAAGUCUUGGUCUCAAUAUCUGCAGGAUCAUAUUAACACCAAAGCCAUUAUAUUUUUUAUAUUCUUAGUAUUUUCUUAUUGCAACUUCUAACCAGCAGCAAAAUAAGCUGAAAUAUUGAAUUAAAUAUUCAACAAAUACCUGAAUUGAUAAUGAACAAAAGUGUUGUCCAUUAUUAUUUUGAGGGCAAUAUUGAAAUAUAUUUUCUUAAAAGCAAUGCAAGUCACGCCUCUUCUACUAACACUCAAAUAACAAGUAUUUAUGAAAUUUUGCAUUUUUAUAAUAUACUUUUUGUGUGUAAUAAAACGUAGAUAUCCCUAUUUAACAUAUAUUUUAAAAAAUGAUAUUUGAAAGAUUUUUGUUAUGAUAGACAAGCUCAAUUUAACUCGUAUUAGUAGUUUUAUGAUCAGUAUCGAAUGUAUCAAAUGGAGUUGCUAAAUAACUAGUUAAAAUGAAUUUAUUACAGAAUUGGUGUCCCAGCACUAGUUCUUAGAUGAAAGUUCAGCUUAUGGUUAUUUGCAAAGGAUACAUAAAAAAGCAGUUGAAUUAGUGUAUAUUUUUUCUGUUUAUUCUGAUAUCCUGUCAAUUUCUGAUGUUGAGGUAUUUUUAAAAAUCACGUAAGUUGUGAUUCAUGCAUCAACAUUGGUGUUUGUAGGAAAAUAAUUUCAGUAAUGUAAAAUUAUAAAAUUUAAAACAUUGUCACUGUUACUCUGUUAUGAUUAACACCAAUCACCAAAGUUUACUUCGUAUUUCUCAAUAUGCAGAGUAAUAGAGACAGAACUCAAUUGCACUAUAACACAUACACAUUGACCGAUCUGUAAUAAUUUAAUAUAAAAAUUUCCAUUCAAAAUGUCCAAUUUCCUAAUAAACUUCUUUAAUACAUUUCGAAACAGAUAAGUCUCGAUAAGGAGAGCGAAGGACAGAUACUCUAAGAAUAAUAGAAUAAAUCGAUAGAAGAAAGCAUUUAUGACUGCAGUGAUGAAUAAAUAGAAGGGAAAUUAUUUUCUUCUUAUGUUGGACACUCACUAGACAUGUUUACAUAAUAGAAUAUUAAUAGGUACUAAAUAGCAAUGAAUCAGUGGAGGGAACUCUCAGGUAGAAGAAUUUACUUACUGUUUUGUCGGUAUUUUCUAAGCAAUAGGGAUUAUCGCAAAUUUAGAAUAGUACUAAAAGUUGAAAUGAUUAGAGUAUAAUGAAAAAAUAACAAUUCUCUCGUUUUUCGUCUCUUGGAAGUUGGUAAACUAAAAAUAUGUAAAAAAGACUCUUUCCAAAGUUACUCGGGAACAUUUGUACAUUUUUAGUAUAAAUUCGUUCUACUUAACUGGCUCUUAUAGUACUAAGAACUUUUAUGCUUUUAGUUGUAACAACUGUAUUGAGAAAUGAGUUUAUAUUUAUUUGAGUUAUUUUGAUUUGCGUUAAAAAAUUUGAACACUCAGAUUAUAUACUUAAUAUCAAUAACCUUUCGAGGAUUUCAUGCAACAAAGUAACAUCAACUUUCGAUCCCGAAUGUUGAGUUUACUUUGACGAAGUUUGUACUCACAAAAUAUUGAGCCCAACUGAUACCCGUUCAUAUUCUUAAAGCCGACGAAAUAUUUUUUUGUAUUUUUUUAUAUAAAAUAUUGUUGAUCAAAUAGUUGUUAAUAUUCGAAAUACUCCAAGAUCACUUCAGUCAUAAAAAAAUUUUCUUAUAACGUUUUAGAUCUUAAAUUAGUGAUAUUUGAUAACUCAUUGAGACGUAUUUUGAAUUUAUUUUAUCGUUCGUUAUUUAUUUCCAGUUCUGCCAAUGCCACUUAUGUUUAGUGUGUUAUUUGUCAUUCCAAUAUCAUUUCUGUUCACCCUAAGAAAUCAUACCCUAUCAAUAUUCCGCCCGAGCUAAUAUAAUUGCCUUAUAUAUAAGUGACAUUCAAAACAGCCCUGUUUGAUCACAGAGCGUAUUGGAGUGAUAAGUAUAUUUAGUAUUGUGAAAAAAUAAAUUGAAAAUGAAUAAUUAUCUGGUCAAUGUGUAAUGUAGUACAGAGAAAUAAUUGAGUCUGCUUCCCAAAAAUUGUUCGAGAUUGUUGAGAACAAAAUUCCCAUAAUGCUCUCAACUUAUCAAAUGAUAAUAAUUUUUGAAUAGUUGAUUCAAGCCAGUAAGUAAAUAGUUUCAUCGAAAAGUGAAUAUUUUUGAAAGUAGUUCUCUUUAUAAAAAUUCCCAAAUGCACAAAAAGUAGGAAGUUCUGUUAAAAUGGGUGCAUUUCAAAGAAUUUUGUAAAGAUAUAUAUAUUCUAAACAUGACUGAUUAUGAAUGAAUGAUUAAUCUAAUAAUAAAAAUGGACUAUAAAAAAAAUUCACAAAAGUUUUACUUUUAUAAUGGUGCUUUCUUCAAAUGCUAAUAUUCAAGCUAUCUUCACAUGCUACGUGGACCGCUAAUGGGGAGGGGGCGAAUGGGAAAACUUUGCGAAUUUCACAAUUUUUUUAUGCCUACCAGAAAAGUAUAUAAAUUGUGUAUGUGUGACAUUUUAGCCAUAUUUUUGCAUUACACUAAAAUCUAAGUAUGUGCUUUUGUCGGUCAUUCUAAAUUUCUUCUUAUGUACAUUCUCACGUAUAAAAAUGUUGAAAACAACUGUAUUUUGUGAAAUUAAGCAAUGCAAUCAAAAAUGUCACCCAUAUCUUUAUUGAGUAGUAUAUUCAUAAAUUUCUACAUAACGAGAAGUACAAAUAAUGCACUUUUGCGGUAUGUAUUUCUUUGUUAUAAAAACUGUUAUGAUAUUUCGUUAUUUAAUUGAUUAGUAUAUUAUUGUUAAAAUUUUAUAUAAAUAUUAUGGUUAUGGACAGUGUUUGGUUGUACUUUUGCUUAUGGUUUAAAUCUCAAUCACAACCUCGUUUUGAUAUACUGCCAUUCCCAGUCAGUAGAUCGAUAAGGGGGGUUCUAAACUUUUUUUCAUAAACAUAUAAACAACAGUAUCACGUUCGAAACUUUUUAACUGCUUUUAUAUAAAAAAUUGAUAGAUUGCAAUGUGAAAAACAUACUAUACAUAUAUAGUUAUUAAUUAUACCUACUAUUCGCGGCAGCUGCCAAUAAGUUACGUUCCUCUUUGCAACUUAAACCCGUCCUAUGCUGAAAUUCACGAGAUCUCUAUAUCAGUUUUAUACCUAUUCAAUUUUUAGUCACAUUAUAUACGAUACUGUGCAUGAUAUCUCUAUGGCAUGCACAUAUUUUUUACUGCACCUUCCGUCCAAAUUUUUAUUUGUUUAUACCAUUGUAUUCAGAAUAACAACAGUGUCCAAGACCAACUGUCUCAAUUCCCUUUAUUUGGAUAUAAAAAUUUCAUUUAUUUUCUUAGCUAAAAUUAUUUAUCUACAUUUUUCGAAGCGUGUCUUAAAUAUUAAAUCCCUCAAAUUGGUUGCUGCUGCUUUAUAUAAGGCUCUGUCAUUUUCCAUUCACAAUAUUCACACAUAUCAAUAUGUAUUAGAAAAGAAGAGUGAUAUUUUGUAUAGAUUUAACAUGCGGAGGUUGGCAUGUAAAAAAUAACACAUUAAACUUCGAUAUAUUUUAUUUUUCAUUGACUAACAAUAUCGUCGCCAAUGUCCGAACCCGGUUAACUUCGCUAGUUGCACAUCUUUCGAAACGUUUUUGGACAAAAUACAGGUUAGCAACUGUUGCUUCCCCCAUUAUAACUUUUCGAGAAAUACUAUCUCUUUCUUCUUCUAUCUCGCAGCUGAGAAUUCUCGGUUGAAAAGGUUUAAAUAUUCCUACAGAAGUUUCCGUCAACGUUUAUAUAUUUGAAAAUGAAACUUUCAGUUCAUAAAUACCGAGUCGAACUCUACAUAUUCACGUUACAACGAAACAUACGUCGAUCAAUAUACAUUGUUAAAACCAUUUAUUAUAAAAAUUAAUACAUUAACAACACAUCAGAUGUCAAUUACCAAAAAAUUUUGAAGUAUGAUUGACAAGAAUUGAAUAGAAGAGUAAUGGGAAUGGAUAACAUAGUUUAACACUACUUACUAAUGAAUGAAUUAUCUAUAAUAUUUGAUAGGUUUGAAACAAUGAGAAAACAAUUGAAAUUUCAUAUAUUAUAAAAAGUUAAGAAAAUCGAUAACUCUUUAUAUAAUACUUUAAUUAGUAUUAAAUUUAAUUAUUUGAAUAUGACAUAUUCAAAAUUACUACGUGGUUGCUCCUAACAAUUCAGAUUUAAGUCUAAACAAAAUUAUUACAAGAAUACUAAUAUAUAAUACGAGUAUUCAUAAGGUUUGUUCCAACCUGCUAGUCGGGACCGUACUUGGAACAGUUAUUGGAAGCGUUUAAAUGAUAUUUUCUGGGCAAUCUUCGGCUAUGCACGGUUCUGGAAACAGUACUUGUAAUCUUUAUUGGGCAGAAUCACCACCAUACCAAAGACGGUAUUUUGAUGGGUUGGAACGAACCUAUAAUAAUGUGAGAUAGCAACACAGUGAAUCGACUUUAACAAUUGUAUAUGAAUACCAUGUUAUUCACAACAUUUUCAUUAUACAAUUAAUUUUAUAUACCUAUAAGCCGAUGUACGCAACAUUUGUUAUAAUAAAUAUCUUUUUUGACCAAUAUUUUACUAGAUUACAGUGCAGGGUGGUAUUGAAAAUGUGUUUUAUAAAAGGAAUAACCUGCGGGUGAAUCGUUACUGUAUAAGAAAUCUGUAGGUGUUUAAUGUGAAUAUAAAAAAGGCAAUAAGAACAUGGUUGUAAUUGUUAGCAAAUAGAUUUAUCUGCGUGUUGUUUAUAAAAUAAAUUAUUUAACGAAAGAAGGAUUUUCUUGAGCUUUAGUUGAAUACAAAAUCAAACACUUUCCAUCUUUCCAAAACACAAAGUGAUAAAUAGAUUUAUACAGGUGAAAAGCUGCUAUAAAGGUUAUUUUUAUUUAAAUAUCGAGAUAUUUACAGCUUGUUUGUGUUUUCACGGAAUUAGUUAUUGUUAAAUAGGGAAAUUGUUCAAAAUAAUAAUGUUUGGUGAAACUGAGUCUGCUUUUAUAUUGUUAUAUAUUCCACUGUAUCAUAUAAUCCAAAAUGUGCUCAUAUAUUUUCCCUCAUUGAAUCAUAUUCGAUGGCACACAAAUAUAUCAGGCAUUCAAGUUAAUUCAAACUGGAAAAUGGAAAAUUUUAUCUAAAAAGCAUGGCGUUAAAUUUUCAUUUCUAUUACAAUAUUACAAUAAUCUAUAAUAUAAAUUCAGUAAUUUCAUAUAAUUGUUAAAUAGUAAGUAUUUUAAUACUGGUUCAAAUUAACUGAAGAGCAUUUUGGAUACCAAUUCAUCAACAUUUCAUUAAACAAGAAGCAUAUAAAUUUUACUAUGUGGGCUCAGAAUCGGUCCAGGCAUUAUACAACUAUGUAUGGUGUGUUGUCUCCAAAUCUUUAAUCAUAUACUUAAAUACCAUUUAAUACUGUUUUGAUAAUACAUUUUUAUAAUAAAUGGGCACCAAAAAUCUGUGAGCAUAUCUUUUCUUAUUUGUAGAAUUCGUGGCUUAAAACCCUUGCAUGAGAUAGGUUUUUGUUCUUCUGAAACAAUUGUCCAUUAUUGAAGUCAUACUUUUAAAUAACCUAUAUAUUUUUUAAAUAGAAAAAAAUACGGUAAAAUUACUGCAGGUAUUUCACUUAUUCAUUCCAAUAUCAUUAUAUUUAUAUGCACAAAUUAAUCAAUAAAAAGUAGCUAUAUAGAUCAAUAAUAACAUCGUGGUUUUUCAAUUUUUAAAAGGUUUUUCGUAGAAUAAUGCAGCAUUAUUGUCGUUGCAUCCGGUAUUAUUUUCUCACUAUAAAUAAUUCGAUUAUAAUAAAUAUGUGAGAAAUAUGAUUUUGACUAAUAUUCGGUAUGGGUAUGGGUCCGUCCGUCUAAACCAUUAAUAAAUCAUCAACUUCAUCGACUACUAAAAUAUUACUUUAUCUUUUGAAUACUACAGUGUGUUUUAUUGACAUAAUAUACAACAUUGAAAAUAAAUUACAAAUACCUAAUGUAAAUAGUCAUAUCAGAAUUUUUGGUGCACAUUGAUUGAAAAUUCAACAAUGUUUUUAAAAAAAUUCAGACAUACAUUUAGAUCGUAUAAUGAAUGUAACAAAAUUUGUUUUCAAGAUUUGAUUGUUACGAAUGACAAAGCUAUUUCGAAUCCACAAUGAUGAUUAUACAUUUUGCACAUGACUGUAUACAUGCUUUUUUAUAUUUUGCAUAUAAUUUAUACAGAGUUUCUCAAAACGAAAUGCGAUUAUUUCGAACUAAAUAGAAUGUCCAAAAUGUAGAAGUGAUGUUAAUGUAAUCAACUCUGAAAUUUAAUUUUGAAUAAAUCUUUUAUUUUGUGAGAUCUCGAUAUGAAUUAAGUCUAACAGCACAAAGUUUUCUAAGUUUAUGGUGAUAAGAAAAUUUUACUUGAAUAUACCAAAUUAAAAUUAUAUAGAGAGCUUUGAUAUUAAUUGAUAUUGUAUAUUCCUAACAAAAUGUUUUUGGAAAAUUUUUCAUCACUAGAAAUUUUGGCGAGUAUUUUUGAAAGACUCUGUAAAUUAAUAAGGUAACUUGUGUGGAUCCAUGUCGCAGACACGUUAUGUAUUUGGAAUGUGUUAGAAACAUGGUAUCUACAUCUCCAAACUCAUAAAUGUAAUAUAAUGAAUAAUCAUAGUAAAACAUAUAUACAUAUAAUUUUUCUAAGCAAUCGUUGUUUUAGGGUAGCUAUUGAUAUAUUAUUAAGAUUUAGUUUGUAAGCUUUGCGAAAAAUUAAAGCGAUCUCGAUUUAAAUUCGGUACAAUUUUUAA